UGAAGCUGUAUAUCCACAGGGGUUUUUUUUCUCCCCUCUGACUUGACAGGUUGCUAGAGUCUGGAAAGCUCCUCUGAAGAUUUUAAGUGCCAAGGUGAUAGCAAUGAAUGGUGUGAAGGCGAAAACCCUGGCGCAUUUGUACAAGCAGCUGAAAACUCUGUGGAGGCCGGUGGCAGCGCCAGCGCGACUCUGCAGCCUGGCCGCCUGCACGCGGAAAAACAGGAAUGAUGCACUGCAUCCACUUUGGCAGAGCCCGCUUACCAUUCCUGGAGGCACCCGACAGUCUCCUAUCAAUAUCCAGUGGAGAGACAGCGUGUAUGACCCCUUCCUGAAGCCUUUGAAAAUCAGCUACGACCCAACAACGUGUCUUCACAUCUGGAACAAUGGAUAUUCAUUCCUGGUUGAGUUUGAUGAUUCUACUGAUAAAUCAAUAAUCAUUGGAGGUCCCUUGGAAAACCAGUACAGGCUCAAGCAGUUCCAUUUCCACUGGGGAGCUAUAAACGAGUGGGGUUCAGAGCACACAGUUGACAGCAAAUUUUACCCAGCUGAGUUGCAUUUGGUACACUGGAAUGCCAUUGCAUACCCAACUUUUGAAGAAGCUGUAAUGGAAGGCAACGGCUUGGCUGUUAUUGGAGUGUUUUUAAAGCUGGGAGCGCAUCAUGAAGGGCUGCAGACACUGGUUGAUGCCUUGCCAGCAAUUAAACACAAGGACACUGUGAUCGAGUUCGAUGUCUUUGAUCCCACCUGUUUGAUUCCUUCAUGCCCUGAUUAUUGGACCUACGCGGGCUCCUUGACUACUCCCCCACUUACCGAAUCGGUCACAUGGAUUAUCAAGAAGAAGCCAAUAGAGGUUGAUGAGAAUCAGCUGGAGGCGUUUCGGAUGCUGCUCUUCACGUCAGAUGGUGAAGAAGAGAAGAGGAUGGUUGACAACUUCCGCCCUCUUCAGCCCUUGAUGAACCGAACCGUCCGUUCAUCCUUCCAGCGCAGACAUCUCUUGGACGCUGAAGUUCAGCCCAAGGACCGUGCUGAGCAGGUCAGGCCAUAACUGGCCCAUGAAAUGUCAGUCCAGGCUGCAAUACCUGGAGGUCACUGACAUUUUUUACGUAUUUUUCCUUUUUCCGCAAUGUGUGUGCGCUGUACGGUUUCACAGCCAGCCGGUUUCUGUUCUGCUAGGUGCCGUUUGGCUUUCAGUAGAGAAGCUGUGGUGGGUUUUUAGUUUUGCCUUUUUUCAGAAAUAAUAUUAACCCUUUCCGAAUUGGCUUGCUUUAAAGCAGGGAUUCAUAAGGAAUUACUUUGACAGUUACAGGAAAAACAAGGGCAGGAGAUCUUUUCUCCUGCCUCUUUUCUGAAUUGUUCGGUGUCUCCUCAAAUGUUCUUCCAGUGACUUGUGUGAAUUAAUAAUCCCAACUAAAAACAUGUUAGCAAGCAGGAUGUCUGAAGAAGUGAAAAGUAUUAAUACUGACCAGGUCCUUUUGUGGAAUUGUUUCAGAGGUUUGAGAACUAGUUUCUCUGCUCACAUACACAGAGACAUUUUAUCUUCUUCCUUUUUCCUUGGUGCUUAGGAUGAUGAGAAGGAAAAAAAUUCCUUACAGAAUCGAACCUCUUUCCAUUCUCUUGCCUGCAUGACCCAUGUUUGUUAUGGAUGUCACAGCAUGUCCACUCUGUCAAAACCACAAGCCAGAAGACUUUUUCUAAAACCUUAUAACAAAUGCAGAAGCUGUUAGCUUUGGCAGCUUUUCCUUUUCUGUAUUAAUAAUGUGCCAGGAGAAGAGAGAUGAAGAGAAUGCACCAGUAUCUCAAGACUGGCAAGAGCAGUACAUUAGGCAAAAAUGUCCAGUCGAUUCCAGGAAGUCGAUCACAUCAAAGGAAAGCAAAGUCAGAUAAACCCCAGCUGACCCUCCCAAUGGUAUUUGUGGGGAGAAAAAAAAAAUUCUGAAACCUAAUCCAGUGCUAGGAGAGUAUGGACAAAAUGCAGCAUUCGGAUACUUGAAAUAUUUUUUUCAUAAAUCACCAGUGCACUCUCUCAGGAGUUUUGUCUUUUGUACUUUCCUUAUAAAGAGAGUCGUCUUGCUUCAGGACAACUGGGGACCACAUUGUGUUAUAGCACCUUAUGAUAAGGAAAUGAAGUGGUGGUUGAAAUUGAUUUGUGGACCAGACAAAGUUGUUGUGUAAGCUGCCAACUGUGGAGCCUUACCUGAGUGGGAGGGUCCCAUUGCCACAAGCAUUAUCUACCUCUGAAGGAUGCUAUUAUACUGCUACCCUGUUUCCCUGAAAAUAAGACAGGGUCAGUAUUAAUUUUUGCUGUAAAAGAUAUUUACAUUUUCACAUGUAUAGCUGCCUGGAUACUAUUCAAAUUGACUUUUUUUAUGAACAGUAACUAGGGCAUAUUUUUGGAGUAGGGCUUACGUUCCGAGCAUCCUCAAAAAUCCUGUAAAAUCACACUAGGGUUUAUUUUCAGGGUAGGUCUUAUUUUCAAGGAAACAGGGUACUAGACGUAAUUUUCUCUCAAGCACCUUUCUCAUUGGCAUUUUGCACUUUAAUGCAUUUAAGCGUGCCCAUGCAUGAAAUUAAUGUACCAAAUGUCUGGUCAGAUUUUCUGGGGAGGAGCACGUCUGUCUGUAAGCUCACAGUGUGAUUUUGAUUGAUUGUAUAUGAGGAAUCUUGGAGAACAGAUGUUCCUUGCUCUGCAUCUGCCGGUGAGCAAGGUCACUGGUUGCUGCUGUGGUUCAGCACAAGUGAUGCCAGCACGCUAGCUCAGAACUUUAGAAUCAAUACUUUUUAUUUUUUAAGCCCAAGUGUUCAGUUUAAAAGCACUUUAAGACUUUUUUGCGUGACUCUGAUGAUUUUAAGGCUUUUCAAUGUUCAUUUAAACAAUGAAGUGCCCAGGUCCUGCCUUUGCUUCCCUAAUCACUCUACCUCGGGCUGUUAUGUUGCAGCAGUUGUGCCUUUCUACCUUGGCAGUUUGAAAUGUGUGCCCUUAACCUUAGAGUGGCUCUAUGCGGUAAAUGUAAGAAAAUCUCUUUUCUGUCCCCAUGUAGCCUACAUAUUUUUACUGUCUGGUGUAUUCCACGUGGCAGGAUGUAUCUUCAGAUUCAUUACCUCUCCCAAGCCUGUACUGCUCAGCAGAACCUUACCAUCUUGGGUGGACUCUGUAGAACUAUACAAUCUAUAUGAACUCGGUUGAACUAUACCGUAUUUGGCAUCAUCAGAUAGACCUUUCACUGUGCUCCUAAUCUGCAGAGUCACAUCAGUGAUGGUUUUGCCAGAGAACAACAGGUUCCAAAAUAAUUUUGGAAGGGAGGUCUGCAGUUCUGGCACCAGGAAAAGAAUUCUUCUACGUUCUGCCUGAGUGUACUUGACCUAGUUGGGGUUAAGCUGGAGGUUUUCAAUCAGCGUGUUCUUGCAAACACUGUUCUGAGGAGGACACUGUAGAAAGAUGGCAGUGAUGCAGAAUGGGCACGGAUCUUGUCUGAGAUUUUUGCUACUCAUUAGUAGUAAAAAUCAUUAGUAGGAAAAAAUGUAAUAUUAACUCAUCUUAAUGUUGCCUUUACAUUUAAAAAUAUAGAUGACUAAGCUACCUAUAGGUAGCCUGCAUCAAAAUAUUAACCUACUGCCUUAUAAAUACUGAAUACAGUAGAGGACUGAAAUAGGCUCUGUCAGGUCAGUGAAAAGCCACCCGUUGGUUUUAUUCAUGAAGACUUAGAAGUAUAAAGGCAACAGCUUGUUUAAUUUGGAUCAGUUUGAAUUACCAGCUAAAAACAUACAUGAAAAUUAAGUGUGCUUGACGUUGCAUGUUAAGACAGCAUUUUUGAAUUAGUGUGUAAUCUCUUAUAUAAAAGGCAGUGUUUUCUUGGGGCUACCAGUUUAAGUUCUUAAAAACAAGCCAACUAUCGGGCCUGUCCUACCUGAAUGGGUCUUUGAAAAGGCUUCAUGCAAUUGCUCCAAGUUUUUUAGUUGCCUUGAUAGUUUCUACUGAGUUUUUGUGGACCUCUGAUCCCCUGAGCUUGUUUCACUAGUUAAUGUAGCUUUCCUAGCGUAUGCAAAUACAAAAUACGUGUUUUGUUCUUAGGGUACUACUGUGGUGUAAAUGUUUUCUCUCCAGAUGUCUCAUAAUGCUGUAGUUGUGCUCAUACCCAAUCGAGUUCUCCAUGGUCAGGUUUGCUCCACUGAAUCAAUUUUUCUCCUAGUUGCAUGAAUCUCUUUCUAAGAUGCUCAUCAUCAACAAAGGUAAUGGUGAAUAUUCUAUUUUCAGUGCUGUAUUUAAAAUUCUCAUAGAGGUUUACUUAUUUUGUUAAAAGUAUAGUCAUGGGGGCUUUGGAGAAUAAAUGUAUUAUCCAUUCAUAUGGUUAAUAAGCUAUACUCCAUAUAUAUUUAGAUAAAGUCACAUCUGAAGAUACUUACAUGAAACUAAUAAAUUGUAGUUUUUAGCACUGAUAGUUUCAAAUAUCUGAAAACAGGGUCAACAUAGAAAAUAUUAACUUGACUGUUUUACAAAAAUAAGCCUUACAGGGAUUAUCUGUUACAGGAUUUUUGCUGCUUUUUUGAGUCUUACAUUUAUGUCACAGUGUGUUAGCACCUCCCUCUGGGUAAGGCAGACAGUGUCUCAGUUGCAGGGUGGAUUGUUGUUUAAAUUAGCAGGCUGGAAAUGAACAGAAGGGGGUUUUUUGUUUGUUUUACCUUUUAUGUUACAAUAACUCUGCUGGCCUUGCAAAAGCUAACUUAAAGAAAAAUAAUUCUGUUUACCUGCACAUGUAUGUAAAACAGGAAACGGGAUAUAAUUCUUCUGCCUUAUUCUCUCAGUUGCUUGGGGGUGUGGGGGGAAUGAUUUGGUUGUUGGGCUUGAGCUAAUAUUUCUAAUGAUGUUGCACAACUAAGUGAAAGUCUCUUUGAAAGGUCUCUGCAUAGGAAUCGUUAGGCUCUUCUUUUAGGUGGCACAAUACAAAAGGAUCAGAGCACACAUUGGUAUUUGUCCUUGCACGGUAGUCACUUCCAUCAAUUAAUACUGUGCUGGAAGGUGUUCCUGGGGCAACAACUACUAGGAAUUAAAGACUGUAAUUGAAAUAAUGUUCAAAUAUUGAAAUAAUAUUCCAUAUUCCGACAUUCCAGAACUUUCAUACCCGGGCACCUCAGGUGUUCGCCAGCACGUGUUCCUGGCCGGGCUUUUGUUCUCUCCUGUCGCCAUGGCUUGAAUUGAUAUUUUAAAAAGUCUGACAGGAGUGUAUCUUUUGGCUAUGAAAGCCAUAGAAAUGGAGAAUGUUUCGAUCUCAGAAAAACCUGCCGGGUUUUAGAAUACUGGAAUUCUACCUGGUUUACUUUUGAGGACGGUCCUGUUCUCUGCUCAAAUUCGUAGGCAAUAGUGCGGGCAUUAACAUUUGAAUGCCUUGAUUUUGAAUGUCUUAACUUGUAUUCCUUGGCACAUCUUUGCUUUUUUCUUUGUGCAACUUGUUUACGUGGCAGUUGUUGCAUUGUGUAUUUUAAUAUACGUUAUCUGCCUAAUCAUAAUUUACUGAAAUAAUUGUCUUUGCAGACAAAAUGUGUAACAGGGAAUGUCUUUUGUUCUCCUGGGAUACAGGCCUUUGUCCUCAGUUUUUACCUGAUGUAAAGAAACUUGUAGCUGCUGUAUUUAAAACUGUUAAAAUAGUGUGAGACCAUUGAAUAAAGAAACACAGAGAAA
This is a messenger RNA of Columba livia (rock pigeon), 5674 nucleotides long. It is a transcript of the gene CA5A, whose product is annotated as carbonic anhydrase 5A. Gene Ontology annotation, molecular function: carbonate dehydratase activity; zinc ion binding. The transcript has 7 exons. Bases 104 to 1045 code for a protein of 313 amino acids. Lineage: Eukaryota; Metazoa; Chordata; Aves; Columbiformes; Columbidae. The record is from RefSeq and is a predicted model, not a curated record. Gene Ontology annotation, cellular component: mitochondrion.